AUGUUAAUAAAACUAAACAUCUCGUUCUCUCUCUCUCUCAUUCCUCUCUUCCUCUCCUCUCUCUCUCUCUCCCCUCCCUCUCUCUCUCUCUCUCCCUUCCUCCCUCUCUCUCCUUCCUCCCCCCUCUCUCUCCCCUUCCCUCCCUCUCUCUGUCCUUCCCCUCCUCUCUCUCUCCGCCCUCCUCUCUCUCUCUCCCUUCCUCCCUCUCUCUCUCUCCCUUCCUCCCUCUCUCUCUCCUUCCCUCCCUCUCUCUCCCCUUCCCUCUCUCCCUCUCCUCCCUCCUUCCUCUCUCCUCUCCUCCUUCCCUCUCUCCCUCUCCUUUUGUCUCCCCCUUCCUCCCCCUCUAUUUUUCUAUACACACAUCUCUUUCUCUUUCUUUCUCUUUUUCUCUUUCUUUCUUUCUUUCUUUUCUUUUCUCUUUCUCUUUCUCUUUUCUUUCUUUUUCUUUCUCUCUUUCUCUUUCUCUUUUCUCUCUUUUCUUUCUCUCUUUCUCUUUCUCUUUUCUUUUCUCUUUCUUUCUUUCUCUUUCUCUUUCUUUUCUCUCUUUCUCUUUCUCUCUUUUCUCUUUCUUUCUUUCUUUUCUCUUCUUUCUUUCUCUUUUCUCUUUUUUUUCUUUUCUCUUUCUUUUCUUUUUUUCUCUUUUCUCUUUUUUUCUUUUCUUUUUUUCUUUCUCUUUUCUUUCUUUUUCUUUCUUUUUUUUUCUUUUUUCUUUUCUUUCUUUUCUUUCUCUUUUUUCUUUUUUUCUCUUUUCUUUCUUUUUCUCUUUCUUUCUUUUUUCUCUUUCUUUCUUUUCUCUUUUCUUUCUUUUUUCUUUUUUCUUUUUCUCUUUCUUUCUUUCUCUUUCUUUUUUCUUUUCUUUCUUUUUUCUCUUUCUUUCUUUCUCUUUCUUUCUUUUUCUUUUUCUUUUCUUUUCUCUUUCUUUCUCUUUUCUUUUCUUUCUUUUUCUUUCUUUUCUUUCUUUCUCUUUUCUCUUUCUCUUUUUCUUUUCUCCACCAAGUUUCCCUACGGGACACGGGGGGCAUCCAAAGACGACAGACAGGGAAACAAAAAGAAAAAAAAAGAAAAAAAAAAAAAAAAAAAGAAAGAAAAAACGUAUUAUUAACUCUCUCUCUCUCUCACACAAUGUCUGAGGCAUUGUCAGAUUCAGAGGUGCAUACAUACGCAAACACUUUACGACACAACGAUGAACUGGUGACUUCCCUCUAUGAGGUACUUGAACAACGACCGGGUGUUGAGAUUCUUGAUCCAAUAUGUCACCAGUUAUUUGAAUUUUUCCGCUCAAAAGAGCUUGAAUUGCAGCGUUUCACAUUUGAAUUCAUUCCCACCCUAACAUGGUUGUACUUGUCAAUGGUGACUGGCAAUGAGAAAAAGAAUUGUGGUGGAUUAGAAGCUUUCUUCCUUGGAAUUUACAACUUGCUCACUGAGUGUGAACAGCUUGGUAACCUCUGUCUCUUGUAUAUAAAAACACACUUUCUCUCUCUUCAUCUAGAGUUCUCACUGAUUUUUUCUUUAUUUUCUCUCUCUCUCUCAAUCCCCUCUUUUUUUCUGUCUGCCUGUCUCUCUCCAUUUUUCUCUUUCUCUCUCUCAUUUUCCCUCUCUCUUUCUAUCAUAUCUCAUAUGUCACAAUAA
Molecule: messenger RNA, 1629 nt
Organism: Acanthosepion pharaonis
Lineage: Eukaryota; Metazoa; Mollusca; Cephalopoda; Sepiida; Sepiidae
Source: the annotation of a GenBank genome assembly